AGGUUACAGAUGCUAAUAUAAGUUUCAUCCAUGGACUUGAUAUGAAUGCUAGCCACUUGAACUUCAAAUUCUUCAGAGCACAGAGGGGUUUAUUCUGCGUGUUAUUGCAGUUUGCAGUAUCUUUCUCUAUCUCUUCCUCUUUCUCCUGCUGUUGAAUAUCACUUUUAAGAGUCAAAAUGUGAAGUACAAGCCAAUUUUAGACCAGCUAGGAUUCCACACUUUGCAAUGGAAAAAACAUCAAUACAUUGUUUUUGGGCUAUAAAUAAUAUCGUUACACUCACACUCUUUUUUUUUGUUCUUGGCUUUCAUCAUUAGGAUCCUUGGCGACUGUCCAAAACUAUAUACAUACGGCAUUCUAGUGCUUAUAUAUCCAAAACUAUAUACAAUAGGUUAAUUCUUUCCCAAAAUAAAACAGGAUAAACUCAAAUUUAAUUCUCUUAUGCAUGCACGCCAUAAAAAUAAAGAAUUCAAUUUGAGGUGCUUUGUUCAGCAUGUUAAAAUAUUUCCUAUGCCCUUGGCCAAAUGACAUCCAGCCAUAAUCAUCCUGUUGGCAAUGUAUGUAUGUCUCCAAAAUCAUGUCAAUUUGAUUGAUAAUGCAGAUCUAAACCACACUGUAAUUUCUUGUUGGUAAUUUCUGCUUGGAUACGUAUCAAGUGUCCCAAACGGAGAUCCAAAACACACUGUAAGACUUACCAGAUCUAAACCACCUGAAUUUUCUUAGGCAAGUUAAAGAGCUCUUCUGAUCUGUGUGAAGGGAAUGCUACAAUGUUGUACUUGAACAACAUAAAUAUUACUUUAGGACACUGUAUAUGCGUUAAGUUAUUCAAGGGAACAUUAAGAGAUGGAAGGCAUAUAGCAGUGAAGACUCUCUCAGUUUGGUCAAAGCAGGGAGUUCGCGAAUUUUUGACUGAAAUUAAAACUUUGUCAAAUGUUGAACAUCCAAACCUUGUUGAAUUGAUUGGAUUCUGCAUUCAAGGACCUAGCCGUACAUUAGUCUAUGAGUAUGUGGAAAAUGGAAGCCUUAAUAGUGCCCUACUUGGCACAAGGAAUGAAAACAUGAAACUAGACUGGAGAAAAAGAUCUGCUAUUUGUCUUGGUACUGCUAAGGGUCUUGCAUUUCUUCAUGAAGAACUUUCACCACCUAUUGUACACAGAGACAUCAAAGCUAGUAAUGUACUACUUGACAGAGAUUUCAAUCCCAAAAUAGGUGAUUUUGGGCUGGCUAAAUUAUUUCCAGAUGACAUCACUCACAUUAGCACAAGAAUUGCUGGAACAACUGGUUACUUAGCACCAGAAUAUGCAUUAGGUGGCCAGUUAACCAAGAAGGCUGAUAUAUACAGCUUUGGGGUUCUUAUACUUGAAAUAAUUAGUGGCAGAAGCAGUGCCAGAAGGACAAACGGGGGAGGAUCACACAAAUUCCUCUUGGAAUGGGCCUGGCAACUUUAUGAAGAGAGGAAAUUGUUGGAGUUUGUAGAUCAAGACAUGGAAGAAUUUCCUGAGGAAGAGGUAAUUAGGUACAUGAAGGUUGCUCUUUUCUGCACACAGUCAGCAGCAAAUAGAAGGCCUUUGAUGAUACAAGUUGUUGAUAUGCUAUCCAAGGCAAUCCAACUCAAUGAGAAAGAACUUACAGCACCAGGAUUCUUCACAAAUGAAGGAGAAUCCUCUAGAAAUAACUCAAACCCUGUCUCUUCAUUUAUUACUAUUACUCAAGUGACCCCACGGUAAUGUGAAUUGCAGGGUUGCAAAUGGAAUAAAAAAGUAAUGUUUGUUUUUUAAAAGAUUAUUUGAUAGCCGUCUAUUAUUUUUGUUUCGAUUUUUUUUUCAGAAUAUAAUAUAACAUGGCUUGAAAGCAAUUUCGUGCACUAGUGCAUGUUGAAACCAGUA
Messenger RNA from Glycine soja, 1884 nucleotides. Its product is annotated as putative serine/threonine-protein kinase. Bases 766 to 1725 code for a protein of 319 amino acids. Lineage: Eukaryota; Viridiplantae; Streptophyta; Magnoliopsida; Fabales; Fabaceae. Gene Ontology annotation, biological process: protein phosphorylation. The transcript has 5 exons. Gene Ontology annotation, molecular function: protein kinase activity; ATP binding. The record is from RefSeq and is a predicted model, not a curated record.